AGGAGGCACAAGAGGAAGAUUAUAAAAGGGUCAUAACAGUAUUGUUCCCUGCCACAUUAGGUUAACAUAUAGCUAGAGAUCACAUUUCUUACAGUAUUAUAUUACUCCAAAAGGUAUAAACAACGAUGGAGGAAAUAGACAGAUCAAGAUCAACAAGCCGUUUGGUUACUUUUACAAAUGAGCUGCAAAAUCGCAUAACCCAAAAGCAAUCAAUGUACCCUCUUGGCUUCUCAAAAAAGGUAUUUGCUGAGGUUAUAGGGACAUAUUUAUUGGUAUUUGUUGGGAGUGGGGCUGCUGCUAUGAAUUCAAUUGAUGAAAACAAAGUCUCAAAAUUGGGAGCUUCACUUGCAGGUGGAUUCAUUGUUACUGUUAUGAUUUAUGCUAUUGGACACAUCUCUGGUGCACAUAUGAAUCCGGCUGUUUCCUUAGCUUUUGCCACCGUUAAGCAUUUUCCUUGGAAACAGGUCCCAUUUUACAUUGCAGCUCAACUCACAGGAGCAAUUUCAGCUUCAUAUACACUUCGAGUUUUGUUAGAGCCAUCAAAGCAGCUAGGGGCAACAUCACCUUCUGGAUCAAACAUUCAAGCCCUAAUCAUAGAAAUUGUGACCACCUUCACCAUGGUGUUCAUCUCCACUGCCGUUGCCACCGACUCAAAAGCCACAGGAGAGCUUGCUGGAGUAGCAGUAGGUUCAUCUGUUACCAUAGCAAGCAUUGUUGCUGGACCAAUAUCAGGUGGGUCAAUGAAUCCAGCAAGGACAUUAGGUCCUGCAAUUGCUACUUCAUCCUACAAAGGAAUUUGGAUCUAUAUGGUUGGACCUAUUACAGGUGCACUUUUAGGUGCAUGGUCUUAUGUUGUGAUUCAAGAGACAGAUCAUAAACAAGAUCUUGCAACUUCACAAUCUCCUCUUUCAGUCAAGAUACACAAUGAAAUGAAUGGGAUUGAGCUAUAAUUUGUGACAUGGACAGCCAAUGCUAAGUGUGAGAAUAGUGCAUUUUAGUUUGGACACUAUCCAAGGCAUAUGAAAUGAAAUGUCUUGGAUGGUUUGAAGUCCAAUUCAGUGCAUAUAUAUGUAUGUAUCAAACUUAAGGAUUAACCAUGUAUAUUUCAAUUAGAGGUG
This is a messenger RNA of Medicago truncatula (barrel medic), 1118 nucleotides long. Its product is annotated as aquaporin NIP2-1. Gene Ontology annotation, biological process: transmembrane transport. Gene Ontology annotation, cellular component: membrane. The record is from RefSeq and is a predicted model, not a curated record. Lineage: Eukaryota; Viridiplantae; Streptophyta; Magnoliopsida; Fabales; Fabaceae. Gene Ontology annotation, molecular function: channel activity. Bases 126 to 950 code for a protein of 274 amino acids. The transcript is spliced from 5 exons.